This is a messenger RNA of Argiope bruennichi, 1472 nucleotides long. It is a transcript of the gene Acat1, whose product is annotated as acetyl-CoA acetyltransferase, mitochondrial-like. The transcript has 13 exons. Gene Ontology annotation, molecular function: acetyl-CoA C-acetyltransferase activity. The record is from RefSeq and is a predicted model, not a curated record. The coding region runs from base 120 to 1376 and encodes 418 amino acids. NCBI's taxonomy places the organism in Eukaryota, Metazoa, Arthropoda, Arachnida, Araneae, Araneidae. Gene Ontology annotation, biological process: fatty acid beta-oxidation.
UAAAUAUAUUGCUUGAUUGAAUAUUGAUAUUUUUAAUGUACAAGCCGCCAUGUGAUAACUCCGGUUAAUGAAAUGGAAACUGUUAUUCCCAAAUAAGUAAACAAUUUUAUUGUGAAACCAUGGGGCUAAUAAAUUUGAGAAACAUAACAAAGAUUUCCUCUAUUAGAGCUGUAAAUACUAAUAUUUGCUGUUCACGACAUAAGCACAAUGAAGUAGUGAUUGUGUCUGCUGUUAGAACACCAAUUGGUUCAUUUCGAAGUUCCUUAUCGCCGUUACAAGCCCCACAGCUUGGAAGUAUUGCAGUGAAAGGUGCUGUUGAAAAAGCAGGUAUUCCUAAAGAUGCCGUUCAGGAAGUAUAUAUGGGGCAAGUUCUGCAAGCAGGUGCUGGGCAGGCACCUGCCAGACAAGCUGCUUUAAACGCAGGGCUGAAUAUUUCAACUCCUUGUACAACAGUGAACAAAGUUUGUGCUUCUGGUAUGAAAUCCAUUAUGCUGGCUUCUCAGAAUCUCAUGCUUGGACAUCAGGACAUUAUGGUUGCAGGUGGUAUGGAGAGCAUGUCUAAUUCACCAUAUUAUUUAGCUCGUGGAGAAACUCCAUAUGGUGGUGUCCAUCUUCUGGACAGCCUUGUGUAUGAUGGUUUGACUGAUGCUUAUCAAAAAUUUCACAUGGGAGUUUGUGGAGAAAAUACUGCUAAAAAAAUGGGAAUUUCUAGGAAGGAACAAGAUGAAUUUGCCAUAAAUGGUUAUAAAAAAACUGCAAAUGCUGUGGAAAGUGGUGUUUUUUCCAAGGAAAUAAUCCCUGUUACUAUACCUGGGAAAAGAGGAAAACCAGAUGUAGUUAUCAAUACAGAUGAAGAAUAUAAAAGAGUUAAUUUUGAAAAAGUUCCUCAAUUACCUACAGUUUUUCAAAAAGAAAAUGGUACUAUUACUGCUGCCAAUGCUAGCACCAUCAAUGAUGGAGCUGCUGCUUGUGUCUUGAUGACUGCAGAUGCUGCUGAAAAAAUGAAUGUCAAGCCAUUGGCUAGGAUUGUUGGUUUUGCUGAUGCUGCUGUUGCGCCGAUUGACUUCCCUAUUUCACCUGCAUUUGCCAUCCCCAAGUUGCUGGAGUGUACUGGAAUCAAACUAGAAGAUGUUGCUCUUUGGGAAAUAAAUGAAGCUUUUAGUGUUGUAGUCCUAGCAAAUAUCAAGAUGUUAAAACUGGACCCUACUAAAGUAAAUGUUCAUGGAGGUGCAGUUAGUCUUGGUCAUCCUAUUGGAAUGUCUGGAACUAGAAUUGUGAAUCAUUUGGUUCAUGCACUUUCUAGCAAACAAUAUGCUGUUGCAGCUAUAUGUAAUGGAGGAGGAGGUGCUUCUGCAUUAAUGAUACAGAAGAUUUAAUUUGAAAAUGUUUGGUUUAUAAAGAUUGUUUUUUUUUCAUGUAUUUUUGUAUUGAGAAUUUUUUGUAUUUUAUAUUAAAGAUAUAUUGAAUUAUUU